Beta vulgaris subsp. vulgaris (sugar beet) is the source of this 1552-nucleotide messenger RNA. RefSeq names its product dehydration-responsive element-binding protein 2E. Lineage: Eukaryota; Viridiplantae; Streptophyta; Magnoliopsida; Caryophyllales; Amaranthaceae. Gene Ontology annotation, molecular function: transcription cis-regulatory region binding; DNA-binding transcription factor activity. The record is from RefSeq and is a predicted model, not a curated record. Gene Ontology annotation, cellular component: nucleus. Bases 197 to 1072 code for a protein of 291 amino acids. Gene Ontology annotation, biological process: response to stress; positive regulation of DNA-templated transcription. The transcript has 2 exons.
UUAUUCAGAGGUUGUUAAAAUCUCACGUCUUUCUUUGCACUCUUAUGUAUAUUUUCCUAUAAAUAUCUUUUCCCACUUUCAUCUUUUUUUGCUGCCUUUUUCUUCUUCUUUAAGAGACUUACCUGCAGGUUGAAUUCACUGUUUUUUUAACAGAAAAUAAGAGAUUUAUUAUAUCCCAACUAUUCAUCAACAUAAAAUGGAGUCUCAUCUUUCUGAAAGGGCAUAUAUGAACGCCCGUAGACGACGCAAUGGGUACAACUCAGUGGCAGAGAUUCUAGCAAAAUGGAAGAUCCACAAUGAACAAGUUGGUGGUGCUACUACAAUUGAGGAGCCUAAAAAAAACCCAAGAAAAGGUCCAGCAAGAGGAUCAAGAAAAGGAUGUAUGCCAGGAAAAGGUGGUCCUGAAAACUUAGAGUGCACUUUCAGAGGAGUUAGACAGAGGACUUGGGGUAAAUGGGUAGCCGAAAUUCGCGAGCCUAUCAACAGUACAGGUGGAUAUGGUAACAACAAUCAACAAAGCAAAAGAAGCAGAAGGUUAUGGCUUGGCACUUUCUCUACUGCUAUUGAAGCAGCCUUAGCUUAUGAUGAAGCUGCCAAGGCUAUGUAUGGCCCUUCCGCGAUCCUCAACUUCCCUCAUCAGAACGAACAACAACACGUUGAUCAGCUUCCGUCUUCAGAAUCGAGUCAAGGGUCGGAAAAAUACAAGGAAAUGAAUGAAGAACUUAAGUCACCAUGCACGUCUCAGGUGCAGGGUGGUGGAACAAAAGAGGAGUAUGUCAUGCAUUCAGGUGGUGGGAAUUACUUGAAUUUAGGAUUUGAUUAUAGUCAAGAUUGGGUAAUGGAGCCACUAGAUGGGUUUGAAGGUGGUAGUUUUGGGUUGAAGCAAGAGGAUGAUUAUGAGUUUAAUCAAAAUAAUUUGUUUUAUGGUGACUGCUUGUUUCAACACAACAGAUCUUCAGAUGCUAUGCCAAAUUACAAGAUACAACAGCCUCUGAGUGGAUCUUUAGGGAUUGAUUUCAUCAGUUCUUCAGAUUUUUUAAGGCCUAAUACCAAUCUCGGCGAUUUAAACUAAAAGCCGCAGGCACAGUUCCGGUUCUUCCGGCAAGGACCGAAACAUGUCUGUGGUUUUCUUUUCCAAGUCUAUGGCUUCAGAAAAGUUUUUUUUGUCCAGCUGCAGCCUAAGAGUUUCGUUUUCCGGCUGUUCAUGCAAGUCAUUGGCUUCGAGGCGUUUUUAGGCUGCUUCCUGGGAUAGUUUUUGGCUGAAAUUUUUCUUAGGAUUAAUAAUUUCAUGGAUUAGUAAGUCUAUCUGGUAAUAAGGCUUGGUAAUGACAGUAGGAUCGGAAUGUAGGUUUUUACCUUCUCUAACAGAGGAAGGUGGAGAAGAGUUUUUUUUACCACAUAUUUGGUCCUAAUACUAGUACUAGUAAUUUUAGAUGGUUCUCUUUUGUUCUAUAGCUAAAACAUGUAACAUCAACCAGUGUUGAAUCAGUGGUUUUCGCUGUGCGUUUCACAAGCAGCGUUAUCAAUGUUCCAACUAGUACUUCUGCUAAAA